This is a messenger RNA of Drosophila pseudoobscura, 619 nucleotides long. RefSeq lists its product as uncharacterized. Bases 94 to 543 code for a protein of 149 amino acids. Lineage: Eukaryota; Metazoa; Arthropoda; Insecta; Diptera; Drosophilidae. The record is from RefSeq and is a predicted model, not a curated record. The transcript is spliced from 2 exons.
UAGUUAAAAUCUGAUUUCAAUCAUUCAGGUUCCCAAACAUCCCAGACAAGCUGUUAACAAAAUUACUCAAUAGUAUUUAUUUAUUUCACGAAAAUGCCUGAAAGUUCACGGUGUCGAUUGGUGAUCCUGAUUGUGGCGGCCGCCUACAUAAUCGGUGUGGUGAUCCAGUCGCAAUUUCAUUGCGAGCCCCGUAAGUGGAGUCCUUCCAGUUGGGAUGGAGCUUAUGGCUCUCUCUUUUCAACAGCUUUCGAGAGCCGCUGUCUGGCCCAUAAGUUGGAGAACAAAUUCCGACAGUACCAGGAGGCAGUGUUCCGUCAUGCGGAAAAUUGCACCAUUGAGAGCGAGAUUGGGGACUCUGGCGUCCAGUAUCUGAGGAUUAGCUGCCUGGUGGACGAUCCGGCCCCAGGCGGUCGUCCGCGUCUCCAGUCUGGCGACCACUUCCGCAAUUUGUUCUCAAAGCGACGCAUUCCGAACCCGCUUAUGCGCAAAUGGACCCUCAGAGUGCCCCGCGAUGCCGUCAAGCGACUCGGCGAGCCUGCUUGAUUGAUUGGCAAUGGGUUUACCUUCGAAUUCAUUGUAUUGGGCCAUAAGCGAUAAAGAAAAUGUCAGAGCAAGUGGA